This is a messenger RNA of Aspergillus novofumigatus IBT 16806, 480 nucleotides long. RefSeq lists its product as uncharacterized. The record is from RefSeq and is a predicted model, not a curated record. The transcript has a single exon. NCBI's taxonomy places the organism in Eukaryota, Fungi, Ascomycota, Eurotiomycetes, Eurotiales, Aspergillaceae. The annotation marks the transcript as partial.
CCAUGCACCUCCUAGGUGUCUUAGUCCCUGUGUUCCCCCCAGCUCCGACGCAUAGACGGGUGGCUGCGCAACAACCGCGUCUACUUAAAUAUGGUCAUUGGUCCUCACCGAAUUGCAACGGACGCAGGAAUUCCACGGAAAGAGAGAAAGACGAAAUGCCAUUGAGAAUCGACCUGCAAAGCAGCAUAGUGCGUGGUAUCAAGCCAUUGCUGGGUGUCUCUAAACCUUCUCCAGCAGUCCCUGGGAAAUCGUAUCAGCAAGGCCUCUGCGGUUUCAGGCGACAAUGAACAUCAUUCACCAUCAUCAGCUGUGACUUCCAGGCAAUUUUGGUGCUCGUCCAUAUGGUGACCACUGCCCGGUGGUAUCAGACGAUCCUUCCAACGGAGACACCUCGCAUCUACAAAUAGAUUUUACAGAUCAUACGGAGUAUUCUGACUUCUAUCAGAGAAUAGUGCUAUUAGUGCCAUUAGUAAAAGAGGA